Ostertagia ostertagi is the source of this 225-nucleotide messenger RNA. NCBI's taxonomy places the organism in Eukaryota, Metazoa, Nematoda, Chromadorea, Rhabditida, Trichostrongylidae. The record is from the annotation of a GenBank genome assembly.
AUGUUACCUAGGCAAGUAGCGGAUCGUUUGAAAAUGGGACAGACAGUCGAACCAGAAAGUUUUGAAAGCGUCACGGUGUUCUUCUCCGAUGUUGUCAAGUUCACUCAGUUAGCUGCAAAAUGUACAGCUUUUCAAAUUGUAAAUCUACUCAACGAUCUGUACAAUGGAUUCGACACGAUCAUAGAAGAGCAUUCCGUAUACAAGGUAAUUGUUAUCGUUGAGUAA